Messenger RNA from Cercocebus atys (sooty mangabey), 5035 nucleotides. RefSeq names its product zinc finger protein 347 (gene ZNF347). Gene Ontology annotation, molecular function: DNA-binding transcription factor activity, RNA polymerase II-specific; RNA polymerase II cis-regulatory region sequence-specific DNA binding. The transcript is spliced from 3 exons. The record is from RefSeq and is a predicted model, not a curated record. Gene Ontology annotation, biological process: regulation of DNA-templated transcription. Lineage: Eukaryota; Metazoa; Chordata; Mammalia; Primates; Cercopithecidae. Bases 1614 to 3959 code for a protein of 781 amino acids.
AGAAUUGCUUGAACCCAGUAGGUGGAGGUUGCAGUGAGCCAAGAUCAUGCCACUGCACUCCAGCCUGGGCAAUAGAGCGACUCUAUCUCAAAAAAAUAAGUAAGUAAAUAAAUAAAUAAGUAGAAUAAUGCCUUGCACUUGGGAAGUGCUCAGAAACAUCUGUCAUUGCGAUGAUCAUCACAGUUUUUAGAUUCUAACCUGUCUUUCUUUAAAUUCACUGUACACAUUUUCAUCUCGUAAGACAUCACUCACGCUGUAGAUCAUCUGGAUACUGAAUAUCACUCGGUGUGUCAGACAUAAUAUAUAACACUUCAAUAAAGAUAACCCGGUGUUGGUUUUUUAUUUGUAUAUUUGUAUAGUUUUUGUAUUGUCUACCAAACUGAGAAAUCAACACUGAUUUAAAGACUAUCCUAACCUCUUAUAGAAAAGUAUAGGAAGACAGAAUUAAGAAAACAUUCUGCCCAAAAAUACCUGUGUGUGUGAGAAUGUGGUGAAAACAGACCCAGUUUCUCCUACUGUACUCUCAGAACAGAGAACACGAUCCCAGAUGUCCUGGGUUUUCCCAUACACACACCAAGCGAGCAAUUCUGCACUGGACACCAGCUGAGUGACCUCCUAUUCAGUUCAAUUCUGACACUAUCUACCUGGACAUAGCAUCAGAUCCCACAGGUUGAGGGCUCAGUCCCACAAGAGUGUACCCACUUCCAUACCAGCUGCAAAUACAAGUGGCCUUUUGCUUCUCACUGACUGGCUUAUAUAUCAUGAAUUCCCAUGACCCUCUCCUCAGGUUUGAAUGAUUUGCUAGAAUGGCUCACAGAAAUCAGGGGAACACUUUAUUUAUAUUGACCCAUUUAUUAUAUGGGAUAUUACAGAAUAUACAGAUGAACAGCCAGAUGUAAGCAGUCUAUUGGGUAAGGUAUGGGAAAAGGAGCAUGGCAUGGUGGUGCUUUCCUGUAAUCCCAACUACUUGGGAGGUUGAGUGCUGUCUUUGGUGGGGGUCGGGGAGCAUUCUCAGAGCCUCCAUGUGUUUCCCUAUCCUGAAGCUUGUUCAGGCCCUGUCCUUUUGGGUUAUUAUGGGCGCUUCAUUACGUGGGCAUGAUUGCUUACAUCUUUGGCUAUUGGUGAUCAACUGAGCCUUUAGCCCCCAUCCCCUCAGGGGAAGUUGGGGGAUGGGGCUCGAAGUCCCAACUUUCUAAUCCUGCCUUGGUCUUUCUGGUAACCACCCCCCUAUUCUGAAACUAUCUUGGGGCCUCCAGCCACCAGUCAUCUUAUUAGCUUACAAAGGCACUUAUCACUCCAGAGAUUCCAAGUGAGAUGUAUGUCAGGAAAGGGGGAUGAAGACCAUAUGUAUAUUUUAUUAUAUCACAACUUCGAUGUUGUUCCACUCACUUCAGUUUCAUCUAUUUUCCCUCCUCAUUUUAUGUGAUGUUUGGAACUUUCUUCAUAUCCCCUUGGUGAAUGUGUUUUUCAUUUUAGGGACAGGUGACAUUCAGGGAUGUGGCUAUAGAAUUCUCUCAGGAGGAGUGGACAUGCCUGGACCCCGCUCAGAGGACUUUGUACAGGGAUGUGAUGUUGGAGAAUUAUAGGAACCUGGCCUCCCUGGUAUUAUCUCUAUGUUGGAGCAAGGGAAGGAGCCUUUCACUGUGGAGAGCCAAGUACAGAUAGCAAGAAACCCAGAUGGAUGGGAAUGGAUCAAAGCCGUAAUUACAGCUCUCUCUUCUGAAUUUUUAAUGAAAGAUUUACCACACAAAGGGAAGAGUAAUAAAGGAGAAAUACUCCAAACAGUGAUGUUGGAAAGACAGGAAAGCCAUGACAUUGAAGGCUGUUCCUUCAGGGAAGUCCAGAAAAAUACGCAUGACCUUGAGUAUCAAUGCAGAGAUGCUGAAGGAAAUUACAAAGGAGUGCUUAUGACCCAAGAAGGCAAUCUCACUCAUGGAAGAGAGGAACAUGAUAAAAGAGAUGCAAAAAACAAGCUUAUUAAAAAUCAGCUUGGAUUAAGCCUUCAGUCACAUCUGCCUGAACUGCAGCUUUUUGAAUAUGAAGGGAAAAUUUAUGAAUGUAAUCAGGUUGAGAAGUCUUUCAACAAUAGUUCCUCAGUUUCAUCACUUCAACAAAUGCCUUAUAAUGUCAAAACGCACAUUUCUAACAAGUAUCUCAAAGAUUUUAUCUCUUCUUUAUUACUCACACAGGGGCAAAAAGCAAAUAAUUGGAGAAGCCCUUACAAAUCUAAUGGAUGUGGCAUAGUCUUUCCUCAUAAUUCACACCUUGUGAGUCAUCAAAGAAGUCAUACUAAAGAGAAACCUUACAAAUGUUAUGAGUGUGGCAAAGCCUUUAGAACACGUUCAAACCUAACUACCCAUCAGGUAAUCCAUACUGGCGAAAAACGUUACAAAUGUAAUGAGUGUGGUAAGGUCUUUAGUCGAAAUUCACAACUCUCACAACAUCGGAAAAUUCACACUGGAGAGAAACCUUAUAAAUGUAACGAAUGUGGCAAGGUCUUCACUCAGAAUUCACACCUUGCAAGACAUCGAGGAAUUCAUACUGGAGAAAAACCUUAUAAGUGUAAUCAGUGUGGGAAAGCCUUUAGAGCUCGUUCAAGCCUAGUUAUCCAUCAGGCAACCCACAGUGGAGAAAAACCUUACAAAUGUAAUGAAUGUGGCAAAGUCUUCACUCAAAAUUCACACCUUACAAAUCACUGGAGAAUUCACACUGGAGAGAAACCUUACAAGUGUAAUGAGUGUGGCAAAGCCUUUGGUGUUCGUUCAAGCCUAGCUAUUCAUCUGGUAAUUCACACCGGAGAAAAGCCUUACAAAUGUCAUGAAUGCGGCAAGGUCUUUAGGCGUAAUUCACACCUUGCAAGGCAUCAGCUAAUUCAUACUGGAGAGAAACCUUACAAGUGUAAUGAGUGUGGCAAAGCCUUUAGAGCACAUUCGAACCUAACCACCCAUCAGGUCAUCCAUACUGGAGAAAAACCUUACAAAUGUAAUGAAUGUGGCAAGGUCUUCACUCAAAAUUCACACCUUGCAAAUCAUCAAAGAAUUCAUACUGGAGUGAAACCUUAUAUGUGUAAUGAGUGUGGCAAAGCAUUCAGUGUGUAUUCAAGCCUAACUACCCAUCAGGUCAUCCAUACUGGAGAAAAGCCUUACAAAUGUAAUGAGUGUGGCAAGGUCUUCACUCAGAAUUCACACCUUGCAAGACAUCGGGGAAUUCAUACUGGAGAGAAACCUUAUAAAUGUAAUGUAUGUGGCAAGGUCUUUAGGCAUAAUUCAUACCUUUCAAGGCAUCAGCGAAUUCAUACUGGAGAGAAACCUUACAAGUAUAAUGAGUAUGGCAAAGCCUUUAGUGAACAUUCAAACCUAACUACCCAUCAGGUCAUCCAUACUGGCGAAAAACCUUACAAGUGUAAUGAGUGUGGCAAGGUCUUCACUCAGAAUUCACACCUUGCAAGACAUCGGAGAGUUCAUACUGGAGAUAAACCUUACAAGUGUAGUGAAUGUGGCAGAGCCUUUAGUCAAACAUCAAAGCUUGCAAGGCAUCAGAGAGUUCAUACUGGAGAGAAACCAUAUGAGUGUAAUCAGUGUGGGAAAGCCUUUAGUGUCCGUUCAAGCCUAACUACCCAUCAGGCAAUCCAUAGUGGGAAAAAACCUUACAAAUGCAAUGAGUGUGGGAAGGUCUUCACUCAGAAUUCACACCUUGCAAGACAUCAAGGAAUUCAUACUGGAGAAAAACCUUACAAAUGUAGUGAGUGUGGCAAAGCCUUUAGUCAAACUUCAAAACUUGAAAGGCAUCAGAGAGUUCAUACCGGAGAGAAACCAUAUGAGUGUGGGAAACCCUUUAGUAUCUGUUCAAGCCUAACUACCCAUCAGACAAUCCAUACUGGUGGAAAACCUUACAAAUGUAACGUGUGGAAAGUUCUAAAGUCAGAGUUCAAACCUUGCAAGUCAUCACAGGAUUCAUAGUGGGGAGAAACCUUACAAAUGAAGGUGGUAACUUUUGCAGUUAGAAUUCAUUCCUUUGACAACAUCAGAGAAUUUAUUCCUGAGAGAUUCCUUGAAAAUGCAAUGACUGGCUGGACGCGGUGGCUCACGCCUGUAAUCCCAACACUUUGGGAGUCCAAGGCAAGUGGAUCACCUGAGGUCACGAGUUCAAGACCAGCCUGACCAACAGGGUGAAACCCCAUUUCUACUAAAAGUGCAAAAUUAGCUAGGCCUGGUGGCACAUGCCUGUAAUCCCAGCUAUAUAGGAGGCUGAGGCAGGAGAAUCACUUGAACCCAGGAGGUGGAGGUUGCAGUCAGCCAAGAUCGUGCCAUUGCACUCCAUCCUGGGCAAAAAGCAAAACUCCAUCAUAAAGGAAAAAGAAAAUGCAACGACUGUGGCAAACUCCUCUUGAGUUCAAGUAUUAAUAGACAUCCAAGAAUCCAUAAUAAUGAGAAUUCACAUAAAUGUACUGUGUGUGGCGGAGGCUUUAUUCAGGCCUCACAGCUUUGUAGGCAUUAAAAUCUACGUAUUUGAUGGAACCACACAAAUGCAAUGUGUAUCCUGAAGCUCUUACUCUAAGACUGUAACUGUAGGUGAGGAUUCAUAUAAAGAGUGACUCAGUCUCUAAUUCUUUGAUUCACUUUUAAUAUGAUAAACUGCACGAUAAUUACACAUCCCCAUAUGGUAAAACUUAAGACAUUAUAUAUUUCAAAGGUUGAAGGACAUUUGGAAAUGGCUGCUUACCUUCAGGUUAUAAAAUCUUUCAUUCCAUUGUUUGAGGUUUCUUAAAAAGAGUACUGUUUGUGACUUUCAACCUGAACUAUGGAUCUGUGGCUAUUUUGCAUCCUUAAGCACCUUUCAUGGUGCCUGUCUGGGAAAGAAACGCAGUUAUGAAGAAACGGUAGGAAAGGGCUACUUCGUUACAUGAGGAUAAUUUUUAUCUACGUUUAUUGAAGAAGGAGGACUCUUCCUUAUAAAGUUAAAUAUUCUCUCAAUUGAGAGACCAUGGUUUAGGAGCAGAAAAAUAAUGUAAAACUAUGAUUAAUCAGUCGUCAUA